Penicillium argentinense is the source of this 933-nucleotide messenger RNA. RefSeq lists its product as uncharacterized. Gene Ontology annotation, molecular function: protein binding. The record is from RefSeq and is a predicted model, not a curated record. The coding region runs from base 1 to 933 and encodes 310 amino acids. NCBI's taxonomy places the organism in Eukaryota, Fungi, Ascomycota, Eurotiomycetes, Eurotiales, Aspergillaceae. The transcript has a single exon.
AUGCCAUUACACAGCCUCCCCGUUGAGGUACUUCAUAUCAUCCUUCAUUUUGUCGGCAGUGAAUCCCUCCGAAAACACGAAGCCUGCUGUUUACUAGUAUCUAAAUGGUGGUGCAAGCUUGCAGAGCCUGUUUUGCUCAAAGACCUGGUUCUCAAUGCCAACCGGCUCAGACAAAUUCCUGAAAGAGCUCUUGAAAGAUUGAAACUGUUUUUGCAGCGCCUUACGAUUGACAUGAAGCACAGUCCAGACUGGCAUGCUGAUGACGGAUUGAAUGAUGGCUUCAUUCAAUUGUUAACCCGCUGUGUACACCUUACGGCUUUUAUUUUGCGCGCACCGAGUCAAUUUGACCCGGAUAAACCCCUAGCGCCUGUCACAAACUAUCUUGAAUCAUGGUCACCGACGAGUCUUUUCGAUGCGCUUCAUCUUUCUACGAUCUCCGACCUUGUGAUUGACACUUGCGGCUCCGAGUUUCAAAGUGGAGUGCAUGUCUGUCCUCGAAUUGCGCUCAAAAUUCCUUCGCUACGAUCUAUUCGCUUAAGGAUGCAUAACAUCUGUCCUCGUGUACUUGAGCUCGAGCGCGAUUCAAAGAUCGAGAGUAUCAUCAUCAACCUUAGUCUCAAGGAACCCGAUCGCUUCCAUGCAGGCUUUAGUCGCCACUGCACCGAGGUAAAGUCUGCAUAUGAACUAUAUGACGACAUGGUGAUGGCUGCCUCAAACGUCGCAAGAAGUCAACCUGGCAUUAAAAUGCUAAGAAUACUGUGUCACAAGCAUCCAUAUCUGGAGAUGAUGACUAGAGAUUGUAUCAAUGGGACUCAGAUGAUUUUAUCGGAUGAUAGUGAAGACUGGGGUGAUGAUGGGCUCCCAGAUCCAGACGAUGAGGAAAUUUCCGACCAGGACCUUUUUACAGCCGAUAGUGAGGAUGAAAGGCUAUAA